Coniosporium apollinis CBS 100218 is the source of this 486-nucleotide messenger RNA. RefSeq lists its product as uncharacterized. The record is from RefSeq and is a predicted model, not a curated record. Gene Ontology annotation, cellular component: actomyosin contractile ring; actin filament. The transcript is spliced from 3 exons. Gene Ontology annotation, molecular function: actin filament binding. The coding region runs from base 1 to 486 and encodes 161 amino acids. Lineage: Eukaryota; Fungi; Ascomycota; Dothideomycetes. Gene Ontology annotation, biological process: mitotic cytokinesis; actin filament organization.
AUGGAAGCACUAAAGAAGCGCAUCAACGCCCUCCGCCUCGAAGCCGACGAGUCCUCCGCGCGGGCCGAAGAACUAGCAGCCAAAGUCAAGCACCUAGAGCAGGAAAACCUCGCCAAAGAGCAAGAGAUCGUGUCGCUGCAGCACAAGAACCAGCUGCUGGAGGCGGAGGUGGACAAGCUCGAGACCGGCAUCAAGGACGCCAAGGCCAUCGCGGACGACAGCUCGUCGGCGGGCGCCCAGAACGAGAGCCUGCAGCGGAGGUUGCAGCUGCUCGAGGAGGAGGCCGAGGAGGCGGAUAAGCAGCUGAGGGAGACGAAUGAGAAACUCCGCCAAACAGACGUCAAGGCCGGCCACUACGAACGCAAAGUCCAGGCCCUCGAGGCCUCUCACGACCAACUGGAGAAGAAGUACGAGGAGAUGUCCAAGAAGUACGCAGACACCAAGAAGGAGCUGGACGACUUCGUGGCCGAGCUUGGCAACAUCUGA